Molecule: messenger RNA, 1592 nt
Organism: Micropterus salmoides (largemouth bass)
Lineage: Eukaryota; Metazoa; Chordata; Actinopteri; Centrarchiformes; Centrarchidae
Product: serine protease 33-like
Exons: 7
Coding region: 55-813 (252 amino acids)
Biological process (GO): proteolysis
Molecular function (GO): serine-type endopeptidase activity
Source: RefSeq, a predicted model, not a curated record
GGGAACAGAGAGUGUACCUGUACCUACGGAUUGAGUUUGAUCACAAACAACAAGAUGUGCGCCGAGUUAAAUGUUGGAGGGAAGGGCAUCUGUCAGGGGGAUGGAGGAGGUCCGCUGGUGAGCAAGCAGGGCGGUCGCUGGAUCCAGGGGGGAAUCACGAGUUUCCUCAGUAAUAAGGGCUGCGCAGUGCCUAAUAUCCCGUCAGGCUACACCCGAGUGUCCCAGUAUCAGUCCUGGAUCAACAGCCAGAUCACCAUCAACCAGCCGGGCUUCAUCACCUUCACCUCCACAGGGACUGACGGUGACCUCAGCGUCACCUGUCCUGCCCUGCCACCACCCAUAGCCCAAGUGUGUGGUCAGCCUACGCUCAACACUAAGAUCGUUGGAGGACUGGUGGGCUCUGCAGGCAGCUGGCCCUGGCAGGCCAGUCUGCAAAGCUCUGGAACCCACUUCUGUGGAGGAACCCUCAUUAACAAUGAAUGGGUGCUGACAGCUGCUAACUGCAUCACAAGCACAGGCAUAGGCACGAGCACUCUGACUGUGGUUCUGGGUCUCCAGAGUCUACAGGGAACAAACCCCAAUCAAGUGUCUCGGGCAGUAUCACAGAUCAUCAUUCAUCCCAACUUUAACCCUGGAACUUUUGAAAACGACAUCUGCCUCCUGAAGCUCUCCUCACCGGUGGUUUCAACGCCUACGUCCUGCCCGUCUGCCUGGCAGCCACAGGCAGCACCUUCUACAAGGGCACUGUCUCCUGGGCCACCGGCUGGGGCAACGUUGGAACUGGAGUGUCCCUUCCUUACCCACAAAAGCUAAUGGAGGUGCAGCUGCCUAUUGUGGGGAACAGACAGUGUAGCUGUACCUACGGAUUGAGCCUGAUCACAAACAACAAGAUGUGUGCCGGUGCUGGAGGGAAGGACAUCUGUCAGGGGGAUGGAGGAGGUCCACUGGUGAGCAAGCAGGGCGGUCGCUGGAUCCAGGGGGAAUCACGAGUUUCCUCAGUAAUAGGGGCUGCGCAGUGCCUAAUAUCCCAUCAGGCUACACCCGAGUGUCCCAGUAUCAGUCCUGGAUCAACAGUCAGAUUACCAUCAACCAGCCGGGCUAUUACACCUUCAUGUCCGCUGGGACUGACGGUGACCUCAGCGUCACCUGUUCUCCACCAAGAACUGCACGCUAACAGUGAUCUGGUGGUGAGCAGGGCGGCUCUCGGUUCCAGGCAGCGGGGUUAAUAGGUGGAAACAAGGCCUCCAACACCACCACCUUCCUGGUUAAUCUCCAGCCUCCAUCAGCAACACCAACAGCACCAGCACAGCUGCCGCCAACAUACCGACUACCAGCGGAGGCGCUCCUGCUCACCCCCCUUCUUCUUCUUCUUCAUCCAUAUCCUCAUCUUCUCUGUGUGAGAGAUUCUGGAUGGAAACUGCUUUCUCUCUAAAAUAAAUCUUUCUGUCUGCUUCCUUUUGCUUUGAGCGUGUGUGCUACUGCUCUCAAUCUGAAGUCUAAUCCAAAAGUCCUGCAGUAAAUCCUCCUUCACAAUGGUUUUAACCUGUUUGUGUUGAGAUGUGUUGAUUCAACUGUCAUUUUGGAGACUGCUG